This is a messenger RNA of Daucus carota subsp. sativus, 1406 nucleotides long. Its product is annotated as putative fasciclin-like arabinogalactan protein 20. NCBI's taxonomy places the organism in Eukaryota, Viridiplantae, Streptophyta, Magnoliopsida, Apiales, Apiaceae. The coding region runs from base 6 to 1193 and encodes 395 amino acids. The transcript has a single exon. The record is from RefSeq and is a predicted model, not a curated record.
CAACAAUGGCGAAAGCCUCACUAACUCUCUCAACUAUCUCUCUCCUCUUCCUCUCUCUCGUCUCUCUCGCCGCCUCCUUCCCCGCCCAAACAGUCGUGAACGCCGUCGACACGCUCUCCAACUCCGGCUACAUCGCCAUGUCACUCACUCUCCAGCUCACCUCCAACACAUUGCUCACGCCUCAGCGCCGCUCCGCCACCGUGUUCUCGCCGCCCGACGCCGCCUUCUCGUCCUCCGGCCAGCCGUCGAUCUCGCUGCUCCAGCUCCACUUCGUCCCCGUCGCUUUCUCAAUCGACGGCCUUAAGUCUCUCCCGUACGGCACGAAGAUCCCGACGUUCUCGUCAUCUCACUCGCUCACUAUCACCACACCGGCCUCCGACAACUCCGGGAACGUGUCGCUGAACAACGUCAACGUCACCGGAUCGCCGAUCUACGACGACGGAGCGCUGGUGAUAUUCGGCGUGGAGAGAUUCUUCGACGCCGAGUUCACGCCUUUAUCGCCGAUACAGAGCCCUAAUUCGGACUUAGGAUGCGUGAUGAUGAAGGAUUAUCCGAGAUUAUCGUCAGGAGGAUACUCGUUUCGAGAAGCUUCUGGAAUGCUGAGGUCUCGCGGCUACGCCGUGAUGGCGAGCUUCCUCGAUUUGCAGUUGUUAGGGUUUUUAGGCGAGCCGAAACUUACGGUUUUCGCGCCUGUUGAUGAAUUGAUGAUCGAGAAGGCCAAUAAUUUCGCGGACUAUUAUUUGUUGUUUUUGAGGCAUGUUGUCCCCUGUAAGCUUUCCUGGACCGAUUUAGCGAAUGUCGAAAACGGAACGGAAUUGCAUACUUAUUUGGAAGGGUUUAAUUUGAAUGUAACGAGAUCAGAUGAUUUGUUUAUGGUGAAUGAAGUCGAGGUUACCUUUCCUGAUAUGUAUUAUAGUGAUUGGCUUGUUGUUCACGGCGUUCGUCAAAUUCUCUCGUUGAGGACUAAUUCGGAUGAAGAGGGGAAUGUGCCUGGUGAUGAGAGGAUUAGCGGUGAUCAGAAUCCAUCGAUUGUGCCUCAUGAUGAGAGGUUUGGGAGUGAUCAGAAUCCGUCGAAUGUGUCUGAUCAUGCAAGGGUCGCCAGUGAUCAGAGCUCGUCAAUUGCACCUGAGAGCGCGAGGGUUGGAAGUGAUCAGCACUCUCCAAUGGCGCCUGGCUCAUCGUUAAGCUCGUGAUUGCAAUGCAGGUCUGAAGAUCACUAGUAAUCCCUGUUUUCGGGUGUAAAUUGGCUGUGUAGAUGAUUGCAUUGCAUUGAUAGGCUGUCAAUUUCUGUGAUUGAUGUAUCGUUCUCUGUUAUCAUUGUAUAAGAAAAUUGUUGUUGAUUGUAUAAAACAUUUGCUGUAGUUUCUGUAAAGUGAACAAGUAUGCUUGUUUCAGAGAAUUCAAAU